AUGCCAGCCACAUCCAAUCGAGAUGCCCAAAUCACCUCCAGAUUUCACUAUCAUGCGCAAACCCAUUCGAUAAUCUGCGGUGCGUGUCGUUAUAUUGUUUUUGAUUCAUCCAUACAACGACAUCUUGGCCAUCAAGACACCACCCUGCGUGACUCCAUUACCCCACAGGCCUUGCUGUCAUAUUUCAAGAAGAACUUUCCCCACCACGUACGUAACUUUGACGAGCUUGUGAUCCCCACAACGAUCAUACCCGCCAUUCCAGUGCUCCCUAUAGAGGAAAACACGCUGCAGUGCAAUAUUUGCGGCCACAUUCGCAAAUUAACCGACAUGCGGAAGCAUUUUAACGAAGCACAUUAUGGGAAACUCCUAACCGCCCGUGAAUCUAAUGAGCUGCCCUGGACCAAAGUCCAUUGCCAGAGGUUCACUGCAGGAGGGAUGGGGGCUACAUGGUUUGCAGUGCAGCUCCCGUCAGCAUUGUCCUCUUCUGUGGCCAUUUUACCUCCCAAAUUGUCUCCCACGUCUCCCUUCGCCUCAAAUGUCGUGUCAUCUGUCGCCUCAUGCCCCCCGGCAAAGUCUGCACCAGCUCCCAACUCAACUUCUAUCUAUGAGGCUGAUACCGAGGCUGUCUCGGGUGCUGUUAUGGAAGCCCACUACAAGGCCAUCCCACCCGCUUCUUUUUCCACGCAGAAUCUACCCCCAAUUGGCUCUACACGCGCAUCCAGGCGAGAGCCCCGUGAACCAGCCAUUGCGCAGAUCCAACUACUUUCUGAGGCACUACAAAACUGGGAUAAAGAAUGUCCACUGUGUCGCGUGUAUAGGCUUCCUGCAGCAGAACGAGACCACUCGUUCUUAUGCUGCCCCCACACAAGAGCUAAAACAGUUCAGAGGAAGUACCAUCGGGUCUAUGGUGUCAUCCAAGAGAAUGCGACGAACCUAGAUCCAUACUGUCUAAUGUGUCUUCUUCCCCCAUCACUGUGUGGUCGAUACCAUGAAGGCGAGGAAUCCGAGGAAUCCGAGAAUCAAUGGAAGCUGGCACUUCUUCAUGACCCUCCCAGAGGCUGCAAAUUCGCAAACUUGGUUGUGGGUACGGUGUUCUCGAUGUAUUGUUUCAAUCCUCGUAUUGCUCCGGAUCAUACCUUACCGUGGAUGAGACGCGAUGGUGUUGAUGUGAGGGAUGACGAGGCGGGCUUUGGAUGGCUGGCUAGUGAGAAAGAUGUUGACGGUCUUCGUUUGCCAACCAUCACUCACGUGUUCUGUCAGUUCUAUCGACUUUAUGCUACAGCCUAG
This is a messenger RNA of Penicillium verhagenii, 1287 nucleotides long. Its product is annotated as DNA helicase recq. NCBI's taxonomy places the organism in Eukaryota, Fungi, Ascomycota, Eurotiomycetes, Eurotiales, Aspergillaceae. The transcript has a single exon. The record is from RefSeq and is a predicted model, not a curated record. The coding region runs from base 1 to 1287 and encodes 428 amino acids.